GGUUGGUACUUCUGAAUCAAAAUAUUUUGCUAUUUGCUUGAUCAUGUCGGAUGAUGCCGCAGCUUCGGAAAGUCUUCUUUCAGAACUUCAAAGCGCUUCAACUGAAGAAAUUAUCCAACGAGCUAGGUUACUAGAGUCGGAGGUAAAGGUGCUUCGAAGUGAGAAUCAACGUUUACAACACGAACAAAGCACGUUGAAGGAAAGAAUCAAAGAAAAUCAAGACAAGAUAAAGUUAAAUAAACAGCUACCUUAUUUAGUAGGAAAUGUAGUUGAAUUACUUGACCAAGAAAGGGCGGACGAAGAAGACGAGGGACACAGCAUGGACUUAGACUCACAACGUCGUGGGAAGGCAGCAGUUAUAAAGACAUCAACAAGACAAACCAUCUAUUUGCCUGUCAUAGGUUUAGUUGAGCCUGAAAAACUAAAGCCUGGAGAUCUUGUCGGAGUGAACAAAGACAGUUAUUUGAUUCUGGAAACUUUACCUCCAGAGUAUGAUUCACGAGUGAAAGCUAUGGAAGUGGAUGAGAAACCGACCGAAGAUUAUAGUGAAGUUGGAGGCUUGGAUAAACAAAUUCAGGAACUAGUGGAAGCAGUUGUACUUCCGAUGACACAUAAGGAGCGCUUUGACAAGUUAGGAAUUCGUCCUCCCAAAGGAAUUCUUAUGUAUGGUCCUCCUGGAGUUGGAAAGACCUUAUUGGCAAGGGCUUGUGCAGCACAAACCAAUGCAACUUUUUUGAAACUAGCGGGUCCGCAGCUAGUACAAAUGUUUAUAGGGGAUGGCGCGAAGAUGGUUCGUGAUGCCUUUGCCCUAGCGAAGGAGAAAGCACCAACGAUUAUAUUUAUAGACGAGUUGGAUGCCAUAGGAACCAAACGAUUUGAUUCCGAACUUUCUGGUGAUCGUGAAGUACAACGAACCAUGUUGGAACUUUUGAAUCAGUUGGAUGGUUUUUCAUCGGAUGAUAAUAUCAAAGUUAUAGCUGCUACGAAUCGAGUAGAUAUAUUAGAUCCAGCACUUAUGCGUUCGGGUCGGAUAGAUAGGAAGAUUGAGUUUCCCUUACCCGAUGAAAGUUCUCGAGCUCGUAUUCUUCAGAUACAUUCUCGAAAAAUGAAUGUCCAUCCUGAUGUCAAUUUUGAAGAAUUGGCUCGUAGCACAGAUGAUUUCAAUGGUGCUCAGUUGAAGGCUGUUUGUGUGGAAGCUGGAAUGGUUGCUUUGAGAUCUGACAGAACCGAAAUAGUUCACGAAGACUUUGUGGAAGGAAUUGCUCAAGUUCAGGCGAAGAAGAAAGGAAAUUUGAAUUAUUUUGCGUGAAAUAUUUUUCGUUAGAAUAAUAAAAAGUAUUUUGGAAGA
Galdieria sulphuraria is the source of this 1348-nucleotide messenger RNA. Its product is annotated as AAA-type ATPase. Gene Ontology annotation, biological process: proteasome-mediated ubiquitin-dependent protein catabolic process. The transcript has 9 exons. Gene Ontology annotation, molecular function: proteasome-activating activity; ATP hydrolysis activity; ATP binding. The coding region runs from base 44 to 1309 and encodes 421 amino acids. Gene Ontology annotation, cellular component: proteasome regulatory particle, base subcomplex. The record is from RefSeq and is a predicted model, not a curated record. Lineage: Eukaryota; Rhodophyta; Bangiophyceae; Galdieriales; Galdieriaceae.